This is a messenger RNA of Echinops telfairi (small Madagascar hedgehog), 3823 nucleotides long. Its product is annotated as zinc finger protein 446. The transcript has 7 exons. NCBI's taxonomy places the organism in Eukaryota, Metazoa, Chordata, Mammalia, Afrosoricida, Tenrecidae. Bases 361 to 1704 code for a protein of 447 amino acids. Gene Ontology annotation, biological process: regulation of DNA-templated transcription. The record is from RefSeq and is a predicted model, not a curated record.
GACCCAGGGCCGGGCUCCCUGUUGUGUAAUACAGUCUGAGUAUAAACUAUACACUAAUGUUAACAUUGUAUCUUAUUCUUUGAAUUCUAGUAUGGGAAGAGCCAGAGAAAAUCUAUGUCAAGAGUUUUUCAAGUACGAAAAGAUUGAAGAUAAAAGCAUCUGUAAAGUUUGCAACACAGACAUGGUUGGAGAGCAUGCAGCAAGUUUAGAGCGGCACCUGAAGCGUCCCCAUUCCGAGGAUGACGAUGCAGUGCAAAGCAAGAAGACAAGGACGGUUGAGCAAAGAGUCGGGCGUGCUCCACGUUAGACGGAGUUGCCGUUUCAGAAUGCCUUAAGGUCCUGGCUGGCAGAUCCAACCGGAUGUUCCACGCAAGCAUGCCAUCCCCACCAGGCCCCCUUCACCUGUCCCCCGUGGACCCCACAGCCACCCUGGAGGAGCUCGAGGCUGCACGGCUCAGCUUCCGCACCUUCCGCUACCAGGAGGCAGCGGGGCCCCUCGAGGCCCUGGUCCGGCUGCGGGAGCUGUGCCGGCAGUGGCUGCGGCCCGAGGUGCACUCCAAGGAGCAGAUGCUGGAGCUGCUGGUGCUGGAACAGUUCCUGGGUGCUCUGCCCCCCGAGAUCCAGGCCUGGGUGCGGGAGCAGCAGCCAGGCAGCCCUGAGGAGGCCGUGGCCCUCGUCGAAGGGCUGCAGCAUGACCCCAGGCGGCUGCUGGGCUGGAUCACAGCUCAUGUUCUGGGGCGAGAGGUGCUCCCAGCAGCCCAGAAGACUGAGGGGUCCUCAGGGCCCCUCCUCCCCUCGGGGGCAGCGGAGACCUCGGGGACAGCCCCUGUGGAGGGGCCACAGCUUGCCCAGAUGGACAGUCCUGCCCAGCUCAGCUGCAGCGUGAAGGAAGAGCCAGAUGCUGAUGGACAGGAGAUGGUUCCCCUGGGUCCUCUGAUGCCAGCCCAGUCCCUGGAGAGGCGCCUUGAUCAUCAGAAGCCAGCCUCUGCAUCCUUCCUACCUGCCAGGAUUCAGGAGGAGUGGGGGCUGCUGGACCCAUCGCAGAAGGAGCUGUACUGGGACACGAUGCUUGAGAAGUAUGGGACGGUGGUCUCCUUGGGGAUACCGCCCCCCAGGCCGGAGGCACCCACUGUGGCUGAGCCAGGGGUCCCAUGUGCAUGGAAAGGAAGCUGUGCAGGCGUCUGCCCUGGAGACGAGGGUCGGAGCCCCCGCGAGGCACCUCCUGGCUGCACAGAGACCUGGCCACUGCGGGCCCCAGCUGCCAUGUGUAUCCCAAUUCCACAGGUGCCUGGUGUCCCAGGCAGGGCCAUGUCCCCCAGGCCUGGGCCUGAGCCGGCGCUGGGAGUGCUGCACGGGAAGCCUUACACGUGCAAACAGUGCGGCCUGGGCUUCAACUGGAAGUCGGUAUUCGUCAUCCACCGGCGGACACACGCCGGUGGGCAACGGGCCACAGGGGCCAGUGAGAGGCUGCCACCACACCCCCAAGAACCGCCUCUCCACCCGUGGUGUGCACCGCCGACAGGCCCCUGCAGUUACCCGUGCGAGGAGUGCGGGCGCAGCUUCAGCUGGAAGUCGCAGCUGGUCAUCCACUGCAAGAGUCACGUCGGCCAGAGGCGCCACUUUUGCAGGGACUGUGGCCGAGGCUUUGACUGGAAGUCCCAGCUGGUCAUCCACAGGAAGAGCCACCGGCCUGAGGCUCCAUGAGCCGAUGGAGAAGGCCUUGCACAGCCCCCAGCCUGACUCAGCUCCUCGGCCUGGGGCCAGGAGGCUCUAGAGACAGUGGAGUGAACCAGAGGUCACUGUUGGGGGUACCUGAGGAAAGGAAGCGUUUGCCUCCCCUCUAGCUCCUGCCUUGGAAUGAGCCUGAGUUUGGAUCUGCUGCUGGCUGGUGGCCCCAGGGUAAAUCCCAAGCCUUGGCACCCCCAAAAAGUGGCUGAUCUUCCGUCUGUGUCAAAGACCGGAGGAGCCUUUGAAGGGAAGCCAGCUCCUCUUUAGGUAAGACGGCCGAGGAUUUGCUCCUGCUGAGCUUGGGAGCCACAGGCUGCUCCACGUGCCUCCGCUCCUCAUGGCCCUCAGGGGGCUCUUUGGAGUUCUGAAGCUCUGCCUGCUUUCAAAGCCAGCCCUUUGGGGAUGAAGAGUCUCAAUCUGACGUCUCCUGGAAAAGUCCGAAGAUCUCGCAGCUGGAGCUGGAGAGUUGCUAUGCUUAGGAGAAAGGACAGACCUCUGCCCUACACACACACACACACACACACACACCUCCUGAAGUCCCCAGCCAGCCCCCUCCCCCCUCUCGCCCAUGUGCCUUCUUACUCAUUGUCGUCUUGCUAGCACGGAGUCCUGCAUAGGCCACCAAAAGGAGGGCCAAGGUGUGAAGGGUGCUAUGGGCAGGUUUAGAUGAGGCCAUCAGCACCUUUGGAUCAGGCUUACAUUCCCACAGUCCACAUGAUAAUUCAGAAUAAUCUCCCUGUUUAGGGAUCCUUAAUCAUAUCUGCAAAUUCCCUUUUGCCAAAUAUUGCAAUUUAUUCACAGGCUGUAGGAUUAGGACAUGAAAACCAUUGUGGACCCAUUGUUCAGGGAAGGUGAGGAUGGUGGUGAAGGCAUGGUGUCACACAGGGCGGAGAGCAGUUUUGAAAUAAAAGUUUUUAAUGUUUACCAGUUGUUGCUCAAUUAGAAAAUUUUGAAAUGUUCAAGAGGAAAAAAAUAUGAAAAUGGCUUCUACUUUCGUUUUCUAAUGUUAAUUCCAGGCAGGAACCUUUUUAAAAUAUAGUUCCUUAUUAGCUUAGUAGGUGUCAUUUUGAAUUACGAUCCUUUCACUUCUUCCCCUAGGUUAUUAAAAAUGUUUUUAAAGGCCUGGGUGAAACUUCCAUUUUCUGGUCUGUGUCAUUAAGUCUGCUGAGCCCAGAGAGUUCCCCACUCUUCCCCAUGGCAUAAUAAGCUAUGAAUGACACUCGUGUGUAUGCAUCUCUGGGGAACUCUAUUUUCUUAAGAAAAGUUUCCCCAAGUGAGACUUUUGAGUCACAAGGAACAUGGGGGCCCAGGGAAAUGUGGUCCAGUGAAUGGAAAUGGCCCUUCUGCCUGAGUAGGCCACAAGUUUUGUGGCUACUGUACAAUGUUUGGGUGGGGCCCACCAAGGGGGACUGGGCAGCCCGUUGGUAAUGUAAAUAAGGCUCAGGGGACCGCGGAGGUUCUUGGGUAUCACCAAGUCAGUUCCAAUUGAUAGUGGUCCGUGUACAAUAGAAUGAAGCACUGCCCAGUCUUGCACCGUCCUCACAGUUGCCCUGUUUGAGCCCAGUGGCCCAUACACUCACUGAAGGGCUUCCUGUCACUGAUCUCUUUCACCCAGCAGGGAGCUUUCUCCUGGGAUGACGUCCUCCUCGUGAUAUGUCCACUGUAGGUAAAAUGCAGUCUUGCUUUCUUCCCAUCUAAGGAGCGUGCAGUCUGCACUUCCAACACCUGCAGCCACAGAGUGUUCUUUUCUCCGUUCAUGAUGUAUUCCGUAUUCGUCACCAACACCACAACUCAGCCAUCGAUAAUUCUUCAUUCUGCCUUCCUUAUUUGUUGUCCAGCUUUCAUAUGAGCUCAUUGAAAGUACUAUUGCUUGAGGCAGGUGAAAGUCAUUCCUCCAGGUGGCAUCUUUGCUUUUUAACGCUCAGCAGGCUCUCGACUGCAGUCCCAAUGCAGUCCACCAUUUGUCUACCUGGCUGCUGCGUCUGAGGGCAUGGAAAGUGUUCCUGAAUUCCCAUGCUUUACAGUGGUACCCACAAUUGUGGUGAUCCAUCAGUUAAAUACCUUUGCAUUCAAUAAAAGACAGACAGACAUCGUU